This is a messenger RNA of Pundamilia nyererei, 660 nucleotides long. RefSeq names its product iron-sulfur cluster assembly enzyme a (gene iscua). The record is from RefSeq and is a predicted model, not a curated record. Gene Ontology annotation, biological process: iron-sulfur cluster assembly. NCBI's taxonomy places the organism in Eukaryota, Metazoa, Chordata, Actinopteri, Cichliformes, Cichlidae. The coding region runs from base 16 to 453 and encodes 145 amino acids. The transcript has 4 exons. Gene Ontology annotation, molecular function: iron-sulfur cluster binding; iron ion binding.
GUUGGUGCUGGAAACAUGGCGAACGUCUGCCUACGAAGCUCCUCGUCCUUGCUGCUGUUUUUCAGCAGGAGGAUUUUCAAACCGGAGCUGAGCGCUGUCUGCUUGUACCACAAAAAGGUUGUGGACCACUAUGAAAACCCGAGAAACGUGGGCUCCCUGGACAAAAACUCCAAAAAUGUGGGGACUGGAUUGGUGGGUGCACCGGCAUGCGGUGAUGUUAUGAAACUUCAGAUCCAAGUGGAUGAAAAUGGAAAGAUCGUCGAUGCAAAGUUCAAAACAUUUGGCUGCGGAUCGGCCAUUGCUUCCAGUUCUCUAGCAACAGAGUGGGUCAAGGGGAAGUCGGUUGACGAUGCUCUGAAGAUCAAGAACACAGACAUUGCCAAAGAACUCUGCCUUCCUCCAGUCAAGCUUCACUGCUCAAGUAAGUUCACAGUCGUUAUUAACACCUCUUAAGACAUGGGUGUCAGAAUAUAUAACAUAUAUCAAAUAUAAAGUCUGGGGGGCAGAAUCGACCCAGCAAAAACUUCAGUCCGGCCCACUGGAAGACUUUGGAAAAUGUGAAUUGUAUUUUCAUUUCAAGUUUUGUGGCUUUUCCUAAUAGAAGGAUCUCCACUGUGGCCAUUCAUACUAAACCAAAGUAUUUUAGGUCAGUUAAUAAAA